This is a messenger RNA of Drosophila elegans, 1054 nucleotides long. It is a transcript of the gene Ing5, whose product is annotated as inhibitor of growth protein 5. Lineage: Eukaryota; Metazoa; Arthropoda; Insecta; Diptera; Drosophilidae. The coding region runs from base 102 to 959 and encodes 285 amino acids. Gene Ontology annotation, cellular component: nucleus. The transcript has 5 exons. Gene Ontology annotation, biological process: regulation of DNA-templated transcription. The record is from RefSeq and is a predicted model, not a curated record.
CAAACCAGCCCACGCACCAACAGUUGCUAAAUAGUAAAUAUACGCUGUUGUCUUCUUAUACAGCCUAAAUAGCUUGUUAAUAACUACAUUUUGGUUAUAAAAUGUCAUCCGCUAUAUAUUUGGAGAACUAUCUGGAUGGCCUGGAGAGUUUGCCCACCGAGCUGGAGCGAAACUUUAAGCUGAUGCGGAAACUGGACGAUCGCGCCCAAACCGCAAUGAAGAGCAUCGACAGCCAUGCCAAGGAUUUCAUGCGAAAGCUGGGCGAGAACGGGGCCAUGAGCGACGAGGAGCGCAAGGAGCGCCAGGAGGACAUCAAGGCGCUGUUCGGAAAGGCCAAGGAGUACAGCGACGACAAGGUGCAGCUGGCCAUCCAGACAUACGAGCUGGUGGACAAGCAGAUCCGACGCCUGGACAACGACCUGGCCCGUUUUGAAGGCGAGAUCCAGGAGAAGGCUUCCUCCACGCGUGCCAAAUCCGAGGAAGUGGUGGCCAAGAAGGGUCGCAAAAAGACCAAGGACAGCAAGGCGACGGGCAAGAAAAAGAAGUCCGCCUCCUCGGACGAGGACACUGGGCGUGGCAGCAACCAGACCAACGCCAAUUCCAGCCUCAAUUCGAGCAGCAAUGCCGGGCAAGGUACCAAAAAGAAAAAGUCCAAGGUAAAUCAAGAAAAAGAAACUCGCAAGGGGGGCGCACAAAAGAAAACCGUCGAAGUGGAUGACUCCGAAAAGGAAUCGUGCCACACGGCCGCCACGCAUCCCAGCGACGUCAUGGACAUGCCCGUCGACCCCAACGAGCCAACGUAUUGUUUGUGCCACCAGGUGUCCUAUGGCGAGAUGAUUGGCUGCGACAAUCCCGACUGUCCCAUCGAGUGGUUCCACUUCGCCUGCGUUGGCCUCACCACAAAGCCGAAGGGCAAGUGGUUCUGUCCCAAGUGCACGCAGGACCGGAAGAAGAAAUAGAUGCCAUCCUUUAUAAGAACGUAGAAUACAACUAGCUUAAGCACUAAUUUACUAAUUAAAAUAAAGUUCUGGCAUGUAACUGUCAUUAAUUUAUA